AUGUUCAGUAUUGUUGGAUCUCGUUUGUUCUCAAGGCGUCAUCCUGAUUUCAAGGAAAUGUUCAAAGAAAUUAAGGAUGUAGAAUUCAUGAAGAUGUCAGAACUUGUUGAGUUUACCUCAAAAUGGAUAAAGAGCAAAAUUGGAGGGGAACUUGAUAAAGCGGCUACAAUGGAGCUCUUUGAGUCAGAAUUGGACAAAAUAUCAAUGGAAGAGUUUUUUGAGUUGAAUCCUGGACUCCCUACCCAUCAAAGGAAUUCUUUCAAGUCAUAUGUGUCAAAAAGGGGCCUGACGAUUGUCGACUACAAGCUCAACUUCAGCCCCGACCGGCCGGCCGACAAGCUGCAUGCCCGGGUGUCCAAGCGGCUUGCCAACUGCUGUGAGCGCAACGGCGGGCUGUACAUCAAGCUGGGCCAGGCCAUCGCCAUCCAGGCCGCCCUCCUGCCCCUCGUGUACACCCAGGCCCUUGCAAGCAUCUUCGAUGCCGCCUGGCCGAUGCCCUUCCGCCACGUCCACCAGGUCCAUCGCGCUACCCUCAAGGGCUCCGCAACACCCGUCGCCGUCAAGGUCCAGCGGCCCAACAUCCCCAUCCAGAUCGAGCUCCUGCUGUACGUCUACCAGAAAGUCUUCGACCUGCCCGUGUACUCCAUUGCCUAG
Messenger RNA from Puccinia triticina, 654 nucleotides. RefSeq lists its product as uncharacterized. Bases 1 to 654 code for a protein of 217 amino acids. The transcript is spliced from 6 exons. Lineage: Eukaryota; Fungi; Basidiomycota; Pucciniomycetes; Pucciniales; Pucciniaceae. The record is from RefSeq and is a predicted model, not a curated record.